Molecule: messenger RNA, 5027 nt
Organism: Drosophila ananassae
Lineage: Eukaryota; Metazoa; Arthropoda; Insecta; Diptera; Drosophilidae
Gene: Pak3
Product: serine/threonine-protein kinase PAK 2
Exons: 2
Coding region: 787-2487 (566 amino acids)
Biological process (GO): intracellular signal transduction; regulation of axonogenesis; protein phosphorylation
Cellular component (GO): cytoplasm
Molecular function (GO): protein serine/threonine kinase activity; ATP binding
Source: RefSeq, a predicted model, not a curated record
CGGAUAAUUAACAGGGUAGUGUCUGGUAACACUCAGAUACAAGAUACAAGUGCGACAGCGACAGCAAAUACACGGCCGAGUGCAGCGCGAUUGCAGCGAAGGAGAAAAACCAAGGAAGUUGUUGAUUGCAGAGGCAGCCCAGACCUGCUAAAAAUUAAAAAAAAAAAAUAAAAAAGAGUGAAACCGCUCUGUCGCGCACGGUUUUACGGCUGAAGAUGGCUCCAAGGAGCGGCUAAAUAGACUUCGACUCGGCCUGUUUUAGCUAAAACAACAAGCUACUCUAAAAGAACAAGACGGCGACGGCGACGGCCACUCCUUUUGUGUCCGACUCCGAGAUGUGUGCGUGUUCGUGUUCGUGUCCGCGUCCGCCUUUGUGUGUUUGUUAAAACUUGUGAUUGCUGAAUAAAUUAGGGCUGCAAAUAUCGUAAUUAGCAGUGCGGGCGACUAUAAAAAGUGAAAAUCUUCUGCGUUUUUCGUUCGUCUGCAGAAACUACAGCUACAGUUAGAGAUAAGAAGAGCUCACACACACACACACACGUAGACAGCGCAGAACAGAAGUGGUGUGCGUGCGUGUGAAUGUGUUUAUGACUCACGGCUGGCCAGCGAGAGGGAGUAGGAAAGAGAGAGAGAGAGCGAGAGUGGCUUAAUCUACCUACGGCAACAAAGCGAGCUCAAAACAACAACAAAUCGCCGACUGAAGAAUAGAAUUUCCCAAGUUGAGCGGAACUAAUCGACGUUGAAGGAAAAAUUCUACGCGAGUCCCACGCACAGCACACUAGCAGGACCAUGAGUUUCACUAAGUGGUUCAAGAAGAAGGAGCAGAUCUCGGAGAUCGGCGCCCCCACCAACUUCCAGCGGCACUUCCAUGUGUCCCGCAAUCAAGAGACGGGCGACCUGGAGGGUCUGCCGGCCCCCUGGGUGCGGCUGAUGAACUCACAGAUCACCAGGGACGAGCAGGACAAGAAUCCGGAUGCGGCGUACCAUGCCGUCAAGUACUACAACUACUCCAUCAAGAAGAAGGAGAACGAAGUGUUCAAGCCCUUCAUCACCGAAGACGUGAUCCACGAGGAGUCCAAAGAAAUCGAGAACUAUGUCAACUACAAGAACAAGCACAAGUCGCAGGAUCCGGAGAAGUCGGACGACGAUGGAACCGCCACAGAGAGCAGCAGCGGCUGCGGCUCCUCGGCGGGCAACAGCAACAGCAGCAGCAUCAACGACAGCAGCCAGCAGUCGGCGGUGCCACUGGAUGCCCUGGAAGAGGUCUUCAAGGAGCUGAAAUCCAGCCUGGAACACCGCGAGACCUUGAAGGCGACACCACAGCCGCUUCAAGAGCCACCACCAGUGCCGCCCAAAAAAUCACCCCACGCCAUGGCUCCCAAACCGCAAAUAAAGCCCAAGCCCCGGGUAACCCAGAAGUUCUCGCGCACCUCCGACCUGCGGCGGGACGAGGACGGCGAACACCCGCACAAGGUCAACACAGACACGAUCAUCAUCAAGCCGGCGGCACCCGGCCAGCACAUAGACGCCGGUGGCGAUGACAACCCGGACGAGACGAUACUCCGCCGGUCGAAGGAGAAGCGGACGCAGAAAACCGACGCCGAGAUCUACGAUGAGCUGCGAGCCAUCUGCAAUCCCGAGGAUCCCCGCGAGCGAUACAAGACUACCCAGGAAGUGGGCAAAGGUGCCUCCGGAAUCGUGUUCAUCGCUGGCGACCUACAGAACGAGUCGCAAGUGGCCGUCAAGACGAUCGACAUGAAGAACCAGUCCUCCAAGGACCUAAUCCUCACCGAAAUCCGGGUGCUGAAAGACUUCAAUCACAAGAAUCUGGUGAACUUCUUGGAUGCCUACCUGUUGGAGCCCGAGGAUCAGUUGUGGGUGGUCAUGGAGUACAUGGACGGCGGCCCGCUCACCGACGUCGUCACCGAGACUGUGAUGAAGGAGCGCCAGAUCGCCUGUGUCUGCCGCGAGGUGCUCUACGCCAUCAGCUUCCUGCACGCCAAGGGCAUCAUCCACCGGGACAUCAAGUCGGACAACGUGCUGCUCGGCAUGGACGGGUGCGUGAAGGUGACUGACUUUGGCUUCUGCGCCAACAUCGAGGGCGACGAGAAGCGACAGACGAUGGUGGGCACUCCGUACUGGAUGGCGCCCGAGGUGGUCACGCGCAAGAAGUACGGCAAGAAGGUGGACAUCUGGUCCAUCGGCAUCAUGGCCAUCGAGAUGAUCGAGGGCCAGCCGCCAUAUCUGUACGAAACUCCGCUCCGCGCCCUCUACUUGAUUGCCGCCAACGGUCGGCCGGACAUCAAGAGCUGGGAGAAGCUCAGUCCAAAUCUGCAGGACUUCCUGGACCGCUGCCUCCAGGUGGAGGUGGAUCGCCGGGCCACUGCCGACGAGCUGCUCUGCCAUCCAUUCCUCAACGACUGCAGCGAGGUCAAGGCGCUGGUGCCCAACAUCAAGGCGGCCAAGAAAGUCCUUCGUCGCAAUGUAUAGUUGCUGUGCAAUCACCGUGCGGCCAGGCUGCUCUACGCGUGAUCGGGACUGGAAUUGGGACUGGGACUGGGACUGGAGUGGGGCCUGCCCUUGUGAAUAAUGAGUUUUCAAAUGUAAAUUUAUUUUGUGUGGACGCAACCGGAACUGGAACUGUAACUGGAACAGAAUGCUGACCGUAGUCUUUGUAGUGUGUAACGUACAACCAUAGAAAUAGCGAGAUCAGGACUAGGACUCUGCCACUCCCCGUCGAAAUCAGCACGUGAAACCAUUUAUGGAGAGGAGGACGGAAAUUGAGUUAAAUUUUCCUGCUGGAUCCACCUCGCACUGGUCGCAAAAUUAUCAGAUGACAGCGGGGAGGAGUUAUCGCUUAGAUUAGAUUGUCGUCCUAUGGCAAAUUAGCCUUACUUCGUACAUUGCGCCAAUGUAUAUUACCACGCACACAAGCACGCACAUAUGAUAUACAUAGAUACUGUAUUAUUAACUGUAUGGAAUUAAGUUGGUCUACUCCUUAUAUACCCUUAUAUAUACAUAAUUGUGAUUUAAGCGAUUUUAUCAAAUCUGCAUUAUGCAAUUCUACAUAAAAUUCGUCUUAGUCUGUAAGUGCAACCGUACCCUAACCAGAGAGAGAUCAUGCAAUACUUGUUUGUAAAUUACCAAAAAAAAAAAAACGAGAAAAAAAUAAGAAAACUAAAAAAAAGCAAAGGCGAUAAAUAUAGCGAGUGGAAAUGAUUGUAACAAGUGCCAUUAGGACUAGAGCUAGCAGCAGCAAGCGACGCAUCAGCAGCAACAAGCACAAAACUGAGAAAUUAUCUCCACAAUUCGAUAUGUCUUUCCCACAAAGAACAGAUAUACCAGAUAUCAUUACAGAUAGCUAAUUAAUUAGAAAACUAGCCGGAGCAUGUAUAUUAGCUGAUAUUCACCGACAGGAUUGAGAGAUAACUAAUUGAUAUUCCAUUUUAAAUAAGUACAAAGUUGAGACUAACCGAAAUACAUAUAUAUUAUAUAUGAAACAAAGAACAGAAUAGACAGACUUUCCCCUGUUCCUUCCCUGUCAGGUUUUGCCAUAAGCGUAUAUAUUUUUAACCAAAACCUUAUCACAAUAGAGCUGUUUUACAUCUAACCGUAUAAUGAAUGUGUCAAAGCUAAUGGAGCUAACGAUAGCACAGUAUAUCCUUAUCGAGAGGAUGCAUAUACUACACCUAGUCCCAUCGGGAAUUACGAGCAAUGCCAAACAUCAAAAUGGAAUGAGGGAGAACUUCUUCAUAUAAUUAAUCGUGUAGCCAAAAUAUUUUCGUUUCUAAUUCGUCUUUUUAGUUCAAUUUUGAUGCUAUCUUCCCAUCAUCCCAAUAAAUAUUCGGAAAGAGUGUCCAUGGCUAGUCGCUAUUCUCUCAGAGCCCGGCUAAAUAGGGCUUUGCUUAAAAUACAACGAAGGAGGAACUAAAUUAUUGGCUUUUAUUAAAUGUUAUGUAGUAGGGGCUAGGGAUUAUCUUUUGCUUGCAAUUCGGACAUUUAGUAUCACAUUGAUUGAUUGCUGCUGCUGCAGAUCGGUUCAUAGUUAAAUUUUUAUAUUAAAACAAAAAUUGAUCAUUUUUUGGCCUAAAAUUAAUGCAUCCAUAAUUUUCAAAGAGCUUACAUACCUUACCGAUUAAUCGAAAAUAUACUUGAUUUUCUUAGUUUAGCUUAAAUGAGUAUUAGACAAGUCAACGAACGGUAGUAUUGUUGUAAGGACAUAAAUGACAGAGAGAGUACAGUAACAAAAGGAAAAAGGAUUUGAAAAGGACCUUUUUGGUAACCGAGACAUACCCGACUUUACAUAUUCGCCAACGCAUUUAAGACGAACGCAAAUAUUGCAAUUAUUAAAGUAAAAACGUAAACGAAACUUAAGUCUUCAAAUAAAAAAGAAAGAACAACAAGAGGUAGCAUAAUUUUUUAUACGAAACUUUUAUUGCAAUUGUAAAGAUAUGUACGAGUGUGAAGAGUGAAGCCGAAAUCAAUUUUGAUCGAUUCGUAAUUAUAUUAAUAUACACGACCAGGAUUGGCGCUAUUUCAAUUAUAACUUAAACGUAGUUAAAAUACAGAAUGCAUAUUAAUGUGCAAGGUCACCGCAAGGGCCGACUUGCCAAAAUAAACUUUAAACAGUAUAUGAUAAACAGUACGCAGAUAUCGGUAUAUAGAAAAGGCGGAGAGCGAACGAAAAAUAACGAUUAUUUAUCAAAUUAAUGGUUGCUUUAAUUCUAGCAAACUGAGCAAAUUCCCACAAUAAGUUCUUUACGUUUAAUGUACACAUUUAUUUUUCGCUUUGAAUCCUAAGUCGUAAUCGUAUAUUCUACCGCUAUUUAGAGUUAUUAUUUUUUCGAUUUACCAGUUAAGUGUACCUUACGCACCGACCCAAAACCCAUUUAGUUCUCGUAAUCGUAAUCGCCCCCAUCCAUUUUGAACAUUGAAGGAGAUCCUUCACAACUGUAUGUAUUUAGUUUAGACUGCACUGUAAUUUUUAUUUUGUGUUGUUAAAUAUAUCGUUAUUUACUUAUUCGACCAAA